This is a messenger RNA of Trypanosoma theileri, 1503 nucleotides long. RefSeq lists its product as uncharacterized. The transcript has a single exon. Lineage: Eukaryota; Euglenozoa; Kinetoplastea; Trypanosomatida; Trypanosomatidae. The record is from RefSeq and is a predicted model, not a curated record. The annotation marks the transcript as partial.
AAUAAUAAUAAUAAUAAUAAUAAUAAUAAUAAUAAUAAUAAUAAUAAUACCCUUCCUCUUUUCCCGCAAGGCGGCACCACCACUGCCAAUAGAAAUACCGCCCCACUGCCGUAUACAGUGAAGAAAGAUCCGGUAGUCUCAACAGCGAAUCCAACACCGCCUGCAGUGAAUGGCCCAACGCAGGGAGGAAGACGCGUGACACUGCGUAAAGUGCCUCCAUUACCUCCAGGCAUUUUACCACCCGAACAGGAAGAACAUGUGCAAGUACAAUUGAAAUUACAACAACUACAGCAAAAGAGAAUACUGCAACAACAGGAACAAGAGGAACAACAGAAGAAACAACAAGAGCAACAUUUAACCAAUAUCUUGGCACGUGCGAAAGCAACGGAGGAUACUAAAAGGAAUGGUGUAUUGCCGAUGAACCGAACGGUGGGAACACCACCGAUGAAAGGCACCACUAGAGUUGAUGUAACUCCUGAUAAGGUGCUGCCAACAGUUAGGACGGCACCCACCUCUAAUCCUAUUUACUCUACAAACAAACAAGUACCAAUGCCAACUAAUGGGGGUGGUUCCUUGCAGGGUCAAUUGGGUAAUAUAGCUAAAAAUCAUAUUGAUACAAAACAACAACAAGAAGUUCCAAGGGCAAAGGCUUGGGAAACACGUCUAGAAGAGAAAAAUAAGACGACAGCCCCCCGAGUAACGACGGUGAAUGGGAAUGCCAAUGGAAACAAAGAUACUGAAUAUGAUGCCCCACGGCGUCAUGAAAGUGAAGUUCCCCAAAUCUCUCUUGGCUGUUCAGGCUACGGAGAAACGGAUGUGUCUGCUGGAAAAAAUACUUUUGGAGGUAAAGAUAAAAACGAUGGUAAUGCAACGGCUUCUUUCAAUGACUCUCAGUUCUGGGAUCGUGUUUUGGGUGGAUACGGCAGUGGUACACCUAUUGCCCGAUCGGAUCUGAAUUCAGCAGCAUUGAAAUCCUCAGAAGAGAGUCACCCAAAACAACGUGAAGAGCCGGUUGUCUCCGAGAGUGUUGGAAUGUCUGUAGAGACAAUUCCGCAAACUAUGCAGAAGCCUGUAACGGAUAAACGCCGAGCAGAUUUGGAGCUAUGGGCCGCUACUACCCUUCUAAAGGUAUCGAAUGCUCAAUAUAUGCGACAACAAGCCGUAAUGGCAGUAGCCGCUGCCGCCAAACUGGCGAAUUUUGAGAUUGCCGGAGAGUUAAUGACGAUGAAUGGAGAAAUGCAUAAUGUGUUGGAUCAAUUGGUGUAUCGUGAUCGGCCACGGCAGCCGCAGUACCCGGCGGUGAUGCCACUUGUAUUGGAAACAGGAGCAAGACGAAGACGUCCCCGCACGCCGCGUAGUUUCUACGGUGUACGUGGAAAACGUGUGGGCCCCGACUGGUUCCGCGGGGCACUUGAAAAUGCGCGGUUUGUGCAGAGUCCAGACCUGCGACCGCUGGAGGCGGAGGAGGCACAGGAGAAACUGCGGCGCGGCGGUAAACGGUAA